Messenger RNA from Chlamydomonas reinhardtii, 2535 nucleotides. RefSeq lists its product as uncharacterized. The transcript has 7 exons. Gene Ontology annotation, molecular function: DNA-binding transcription factor activity. NCBI's taxonomy places the organism in Eukaryota, Viridiplantae, Chlorophyta, Chlorophyceae, Chlamydomonadales, Chlamydomonadaceae. The record is from RefSeq and is a predicted model, not a curated record. The coding region runs from base 250 to 2514 and encodes 754 amino acids.
ACCGUGCUGCCACUUAGCUUGCGCAUACUGAAACCAGGGCUUUAUGGAGCGGUGUUGGUGCGAACCGAGUAUUUCUGCGCAAGACCUGCUGCCACGCACUUAAUCUGUCCUUAUGGGCUGCCUAGCUCUCCAGAACUUCUGUCGCGCCCCGGAGGCGUUGGUGAAGGCCCGCUAGGAACCCCGCUGUCGGGCGACGCGCAGCGAGGCGUCCACCGGCGGGCGGGCGUCUCCUAAAAGCAAGCUGGCAUAAUGAAUACAGGGAUGGCUUACAACAACGGCGGGGAGCUUAAGCAGCGGCUGAGCAGGGCUUUACUGGAUGUCUCCGGCACGCUCGCGACGGUCAAGAGUGGGGCCCUCGUUCAGGUCUGGAUGCCGGAGUGCACGCACGACGGCACCAUAGUGCUCAGCUGUCAGGGCCUGCCCUUCGCGGUGGCGGGUGUGGGAGACCUUCUGGCGCUAUUCCGCUGCGUGUCGGUGCGCUACCGCUUCUCCACGGACGUCAUGAAGCCGUCGCUCAUGGGCGCCAUCGGCCGCGUGUACUCCACGCUGGAGCCGGAGAUGUCGCACAACGUACAGAAGUACGACAAGCAGGUGUACCUGCGCGUGAGCGAGGCGCAGCGCUGCCGCGUGCACUCCACGCUCAUCAUCCCCAUCUUCGGCUCCGACGCGCGCGACACGCCGCUGGCCGUUUUCGAGCUGGUACAGGGCGACCGCGACGUGACCUUCCCCGCGGUGCUGUCACAGCUGUCCGCGUCGCUGCAGAAUGUGAACCUGUUCACCAUCGACCUGGAGACGGCGGCCACCGCCGCGGGCCUGCGCAAAUGGCCCAUGCACAUUGACAUGCUGCCGGCGUCGGAGUUCAGCAGUGGCGCUGCGGGCACAGCGGCGGGUGCUGCUGGCGGGACUGCGGCCGCGGGCUCGGGCCCCGCGCGGCUGUCGCCGAAUGGAGAGGGGCAGGGGCUGCACCGGCGGCUGGGCAGCGCGCGCCUCGCGGACGUGGCGGAGGACAAGGAGCCAGCGGCGUCCAGCAACGUGAUUGCAACGGAGGAGCGCGAGCACCAGUCGCCCAGCACCUCGAGGCAGGACGAAGUGGGCAGCUGGGGCGCCAAGCGGACCUCCCUCACCAGGGUGUCCACCGGCAACCUGCACGGCGCCGGCGGUGGGGCGGCAGGCAGCGGCCCCGUGCACAUGCCUACCGCCGCUGGGGGCGGCGCAACCGCGGGCGCGGGCGGCAUCAAGCUGUCCUCCAGCCCGCAGACCAUGCAGGGGCCACUGGCGGCAGCCGGCACCUCGCCGCCGGGCGCAGGUGCAGGAACAGGCGUGCCCUCCGUCGCCUUGUCAAUGCCGGUACCGGUGCCGGUCCAAGGGAUGUCCCAGCUGACUGCCAGCGGCAGCGGGCAUGCAGCAGGGCCGGGGGGCGCGGCGGCGGGGCUAGCGGGCGCAGGCGGCUCGGGGUUGCUGCCAGGCAGCGCACCGGCAUUGCUGAAGCUCGAGACGGCAGGCAGCGCCGGCACUAGUGACGGCCUUGGAGCGCGGCAGGCGAUGACGCCGCCCGCGCCCGUGCCUGGCCCGCCUCUGGACCCGAACAACGCGGCGCAGCUGAUGGCGUGGCUGUCGCAGCAGGGCAACGCCGGCAACGCCGCGCUUGACCAGAUCAAGGCGCUGUUGGAACAGCAGCAGCAACAACAGCAGCAGCAACAACAACAGCAGCAACAGCAACAGCAGAUGCAAUUGCAACAGCAGUUGCAGCAGCUGCAGGCACUGCAGCAGCAACAGAUGCAGCAGCAGGCUCAGUCACAGGCACUGCAGGUGCGGCAGGCGCGGAUGUCGGAGUCUAUGUCAGUGCCCGGUGCCCUGGCGGCGCAGCAGCUACAGCUGCAACAGCAGCAGCAGCAGCAGCAGGCACCGCACCAGCACCAACAGGGGCCAAUGAUGAUGGAUGUGACGGUGGGAUCGUCAGGACCGCUUCAGCACCUAGCAGGCGCAGCCGUGUCCACACCGUCGCCACCCACCACUGGCAGCGGCCUGGCGCAGGCGUGCAGCGGCGACACCAACGCCAACGCCGCCGGGCCCAACACCCUGGUGGCGGCAGUCGCUGCCGCCGCCGCCGCUGAGCAACAGCAACAACAGCAGCAGCAGGCUGCGGCGCAGAUGCAGCAGGCCGCAAUACAGCAGGCGGUGGCGCAGGCAAGCACGGCAGCCGCCGCCGCAGCUUCCAUGAACAACAAGCUCUCUCGCAGCGGUUCCGCGCCGCGCGUGCAGGCAGCAGCAGCGGGCGCCGCCGCCGGCGACGCGGGGGAUGACGGCGACGAGGAAGACAUCAGCAGCGGCGGCGAUGACGACGACAGCGACGACGAGCGUGGCGGCGGCGGCAACCCGCGCAACAACAACCGCGUAGGUGGCGGCGCCGGCAAGCGCCUGCGCUUCGAGGACCUGCAGGCGCAGUUCGGCCUGGGCCUGAAGGAGGCCGCCAACAACCUGGGCAUAUGCGCCACCACGCUCAAGCGCGCCUGACGGCGCCACGGCAUCAAGCGC